Messenger RNA from Fonsecaea multimorphosa CBS 102226, 4119 nucleotides. RefSeq lists its product as uncharacterized. Gene Ontology annotation, cellular component: nucleus; mRNA cleavage and polyadenylation specificity factor complex. The coding region runs from base 1 to 4119 and encodes 1372 amino acids. NCBI's taxonomy places the organism in Eukaryota, Fungi, Ascomycota, Eurotiomycetes, Chaetothyriales, Herpotrichiellaceae. The record is from RefSeq and is a predicted model, not a curated record. Gene Ontology annotation, molecular function: nucleic acid binding; protein binding. The transcript has a single exon.
AUGCAGUGCUAUUCCGAGCUCAUUCCUCCUUCGGGCGUCACUCAUGCCCUCUCACUCUCCUUCACCUCAAGCAAUGCCGACAAUCUGAUCAUUGCGCGGACAUCCCUGCUCCAGGUCUUCCAAUGCAAGCCAGUCAAUGCCGGUCAGGAGACGAGACUUGUCUUGAUCGCCGAGUACAGCUUGGCCGGGACAGUCACCUCGUUAGGCAAAGUCAAGAUUGCCGACGCGAAAAGUGGAGGGGAUGUCGUCCUCAUUGCUCUUCGUGAUGCUAAGCUGAGCCUUAUCGAAUGGGACCCCGAGUUGCAUAGCAUAUCUACUCUGUCAAUACAUUUCUACGAGCAUCAUGAUCUCCAGUCCGCUCCGUGGCAACCUGAUCUCGCUGAGUGUGUCAGUCAUCUGACGAUUGAUCCAUCAAGUAGAUGUGCCGCCUUCAAUUUCGGCGUCAGUAAUCUCGCUAUUAUUCCUUUCCACCAGGCCGGAGACGAUCUGGCUAUUGACGACUUGGAUGACCUUGACGGGGAGGAUAAGGAAAAGCCUCUGCACACAGAGCAAGGUGACGGGCACAUUGAUGGGCCUCAAACGCCAUACAGUCCAUCAUUUGUUCUGCCUUUGACUGUACUUGAUCCUGGGUUGCUACAUCCUGUCGACAUUGCUUUCCUCCACGAGUAUCGCGAUCCUACCAUUGGUAUACUGUACUCUUCCGCUGCUCGCUCUUCAAACAUGAGCCCCGAGCGGCGGGAUGUCACGAUAUACGCGGUCUACGCCCUGGAUCUCGAUCAAAAGGCGUCAACCACUUUGCAAUCUGUUCAGAAGCUUCCCAAUGACCUCUAUCGGAUUAUUGCUCUUCCAUUACCAGUUGGCGGUGCUUUGCUGGUUGGUGGCAACGAACUGAUCCAUAUCGAUCAAGGAGGUAAAUCAAGCGCUGUGGCCGUGAAUGAAUUGGCGAGAGAGGCCUCUUCGUUUUCCAUGGCUGACCACUCCGAGGCUCGUCUGAAAUUGGAAGGCUGUCAGGUCGAGCACCUAGGAAAUGCAAAUGGCGACAUGCUGAUCAUUUUGAGGUCUGGAGAACUUGCUCUCUUGACGUUCCGGAUGGACGGUCGUUCGGUCUCUGGGAUGACGCUUCGUCGACUUGGAGAGGCACAAACUCAACGUCUGUUCAUGGGCGCAGCGUCUUGCACGGCAAAUCUCGGAACGAAUCGCCUCUUCAUCGGGAGCGAAGAGGCCGACUCAGUCUUUCUGGCGACGGAGAAGAAGGCCCCUCAGUUGAAGCGAAUCCGCUCCCGAGCGCAGAUACAAGCCACUGAAGUCGAGCCCCAGGAGGAUGACGACGAACAAGAUGGAUUCGACGAUGACGAUGAUCUCUAUGCCGAAAUUACCGACGGACGCAAUGGCCAUAUAUCAGGCGACCUGAGCGGCCAGAGCUUUCGACUGGUCGACCGGCUUACAUGCUUAGCACCAAUCAAUGAUAUUGCCUCAGGGACUCUGGGCAAGCGGAAGCGUGAUGAUGCCGAUGAAACAGACCGGCAUUAUUCACCAGAGCGCGAACUUGUCUGUGCAUAUGGUCGAGGCAAUGCUGGUGGGAUCGCGUUCAUCCGCAGGCAGAUGGAGCCAGAGGUAACGCAGCGAAUAAAGUACGACGACGCCACUGGACUCUGGUGCUUCAAUUCUAGCGGAAAAAAUCAGAACGAGAAUGUCGAGUCUCGAUUUGAUAACCUCAUUCUGGUCUCACAGGUGACUCCAGACGGCGUCGGGAAAUCUUCCUUGUUUUCACUGGCUGAUGACAGCCUGGUCCCAAUCGAGAACACCGACUUCGAUGAGUCGGCUGGCUCUACCAUAUCUGUCUUCAAAUUGGAAUCGACGAAUCACACAGUUCAAGUACUCUCGACAGAAGUACGCGUUUACGACGCCAAUUUCGGACUGUCCCAGAUCUUUCCUGUCGUGGAUGAAGAAGAAGGUCAGACAGCGAGGGCAGUCAAGGCCACUUUUGCCGAAUCGUAUCUCAUCCUCAUCAGAGACGACGGAAACAUGACUUUGCUCAAAGCCGAUAGAGCCGGUGAAUUGGAUGAAGUUGAAGUAUCCACGUCUCUCAAGAACAAGUCUGUCCUAUCAGCCUCGCUCUAUCAUGACAGUAGCGAUUUCUUCCAGACAUCAAGAUUCUAUGAGGGUGCUGGAGCGUCACGAGGACCGGUCCUCGCAUUGCUGACCUCUGAAGGGCAUUUCUCCUUACUGUCGCUACCAAACACCGCACUCGAGGUAUUUCAGUGUGAGAGCCUGCCGUUCCUUCCCACAUAUCUCAUGCAAGGCCUCCAAUUGCCGAAGCACUGGAGGAACAAAGACGAUCUGGCAGAAACACUCCUUGUCGACCUAGGGGACGCCACAGAUUUUCGACCAUACUUGGUCGCCCGCAACACGACAGGAGACGUCAUUCUUUAUGAGCCCUUCGUAGACCCGGAGGUGGUGGGAAGCUUCAAGUUCAAGAAAGUCUCCACCAAGCCAGCAGAGGCGCCUGAAGAUCAAGAUGAGGAAGAAGGUGAAGAGACUUCAUUGCGGCCGAUGCAUGUCAUGAAAAAUCUCGCCGGCCACGCUUCUGUGUUCGUCCCUGGACUGCAUCCAAUGCUCAUCCUGCGCGAAGCGUCCACGAUGCCUCGUGUUUACGAGUUGGGGUUGCAAAAUGUCAAUUCAAUGAGUGCAAUUCACACUGGGAGCUGCCGCAAUGGCUUCGUGUACAUCGACGAGUCCGACCAUCUCUGCUUCUCUCAGCUUCCUCCGGCGCUAAUGCUGGGCCACUCAGACUGGGUCAUCAAGCGCGUCCCGCUCGGCCAGGAUAUCGCCUCUAUUAGCUACUUUGCUCCUACAAACUCCUACGUCCUUGCCACAAACCACGCUGUAGACUUCCAACUUCCCCAAGACGAUGAAUGGCAUCCUGAAUGGCAGAACGAAGCCACGACCUUGCUCCCCGCCACGGUGCAAUCUACACUUCAGCUUCUCAGCUCGAAAACCCAUCGAGUCAUAAGCCAGUACACCUUUGACGACUCCGAAAGGAUCCUCUCUGUGAAAUCACUCAAUCUAGAGGUUUCCGAGGAGACGCACGAACGCAAAGACCUGAUCGUCGUGGGCACAGCUCUGGUCAAGGGAGAAAACGUCACCACGCGGGGGAAUCUGUACAUAUUCGACGUUGUGGACGUCGUCCCCCAGCCGGAUGUGCCCGAAACAGAUCUCAAACUCAAGCUCAUAACACGAGAAGACGUGCGCGGUGCCGUCUCUGCGAUCUCGGGCGUGGGGUCUCAGGGGUUCCUCCUGGCUGCGCAGGGCCAGAAAUGCAUGGUGCGCGGGUUGAAGGAGGACAUGUCCAUCCUGCCCGUCGCGUUCUUGGAUAUGCGAUACUACGUCCACGUCGCCAAGGAGCUUCCCGGAACAGGUCUCUGCAUUUUGGGAGACGCCUUUUCCGGGCUAUGGCUGGUAGGGUACUCGGAGGAACCGUACAAGCUGCAGAUUCUGGGCCGUGACCUGGAAAACCCGGCCGUGCUCGCCGCCGAGUUCUUGCCGGACGGGAAGCAACUGUACAUCAUUUCCUCGGACGAGGAUGGCACGUUGAGGGUGUUGCAGUAUGACCCGGAAAACCCAAAGACGGAGCGCGGAACAAAGCUCCUGUUGAGAAGCACAUUUCACACGGGAGCGGUUCCGACGACCAUGACAUUAAUAGCACCGCCAUCUGUUUCCACUAACCACGUCGACUCUGACGAGAUGGACCUCGAGGACGACUCUCACAACACCAAUACGCAACCGCAACCUCCUUCUCAGAUCCUCAUCACCACACAAUCCGGCAGUCUCGCGCUCCUCACCCCUCUCCGCGAAGCCACCUACCGCCGCCUCUCCACGCUGCAGAACACCAUCCUCGCCACCCUCGACCACCAGCCCGCGAGCCUCAACCCGCGCGCAUAUCGCCAGGUCGAGACCGACGGGAUCGGCGGCCGCGGCGUCAUUGAUGGAGAUCUGGUGAGGAGGUGGUGGGAGACGAGCACGCAGCAGCGCGUCAACAGCGCUAACAAGGCUGGUGGGAGUAUUUGGGAGCUCCGGGGUGAUUUGGCCAUGAUUACAGGUGCGAAUCUUGGGUUCUAA